GUAGGAAUUUACCUUUCCAAAUGCACUCUUUAUAUUUUUCUCUGGUUAAAAGAAAAGUAGUACCUUCUAAACUUGUGAUAUAAAGCAAACCGAAGAUUCGGUGAAUUCAACAUCUUUUGACUUGAACACAGCCAAUUCUUAAUGAUGGAAGAAUUGUUCAACAAGCAGAAAGAAGAGCAUAAAGGGCUCCAAGCUCAAAUUGCUUCCCUUAGGAAACAAACAAAAGAAGGAAAUAAGAAACAGAAGAAGCAAAUCCAGCAAAAAAUUGCGGACAUGGAAGCUGAUUUGUCUCAAAGGCACGCUCAGGAAAGAACAGACCUUGAACGGACCCUACAGCCAGAGGAAAGCAAUGAUCAAGAUGACCUUGUUGCUACAUUGCUAAAACAAAUGGAAUCAACGGAUUUAAACAGUCCCCCAAAGUCGUCUGAAAAGCCAAAGGGUGAAGCAGUAGAACAACCUAAAGGACCCAAAAAAUCCAGGAAUCGUCAAAAAGAACGUCUUGAGCGCAAGAAAGCGGAAAUGCGACAAAUGAGUGAACAAGCGGAAACGGAGCAUGCGAAUACCGUGGACAAACAAAAGAUAGAAAAGGAUAAGCUUUCGAAAAUUCUUUCAGAUUCAGGAUUGGUUGCCUUUGAUAUAAUUCCGGACGGCCACUGUUUAUUUGCAUCAAUAUCGCAUCAGCUUAACUAUCAUUUUAAUAUAAAGUUGAGCUAUCAACAGCUUCGCGACCAUGCUGCAAGCUAUAUUUCCAAACAUGGAGAUGAAUAUUCUGGGUUUUUACUCGAUGAAGACACGGGAGAAGUAAUGUCGGUUGAACAAUAUUGCAAUGAGAUUUCGACAACGGGAAAAUGGGGAGGCGAUAUUGAAAUCCAAGCGCUUUCAAAUGAUCUAAAUGUUCCUAUCCAUGUAUAUAAUACUAAUGGCCCUGUAAUUAAAUUCGAACCUCAGGAUGUGAAGCACACGACGCCUGUAUGCAUCGCAUAUUAUCAACAUUUAUACGGAUUGGGUGCUCAUUAUAACAGCUUGAUAUACAAUAAGUGAAGGUUUAACGAACAGGCAUAUAGUCAACUUUAAAAACGAUGGUUUCCUUGGGAUUAUGUUUUGUUAGCACUAGGCACUAAUUAAUAUAUUUUAUUUAUAUUGGGAUACUUGCAGUGAUUCGCACUAAGAUAUCUAAAAACAGCUACUAAAUAUGGCUAUUGAGGAAGAAAGAAAUAAAAAUUACUUUGACAUUUGGUGAUUAUUAUGAGUAAGGAGGAAGCUGCUCCUCAUGUUGAUUGGGCUUUGAUGGUAACUGCUGUUGCGAUGGAUUCAAGUUACUAGGUUGAGAGGCAGGUUGCGGAAUCAUCAUUCCUGGAUAGGGAAACUGCGCUCCUUGAAAUCCUUGUAAUCUCGCACCUUGGAGACGGGGUUCGUCCUGUUUUUUCUUUUCAAUUAAGUUUUUGUUGGAAGGCUCCCACCAUCCACAAACAGAGCAUCGAAGGGCCUGUAUCCGUGUCAGCUUGGGUCGAUUUGUGUUGCAAAAAAACUUCACAGCCAAAGAGAUAUGAACUUACUUUUGUCGUAUAGACAGGCAGAAUUGGUAGAACAAUAAUGGACAGUGUUUUCCAAUGUCGACAAACACGAACUAUUGUAUUGAGGUAUUAAUAAUGCAUUCGUUAAGAUUUUCGUUGACAGACUGAAGCACAGAUGAGAUGUUCAAUAUCAUACCUGAUUUGUUUAGACUAGAGAUGGUUAGUAACUAGCGUCCAUCAAGG
Schizosaccharomyces cryophilus OY26 is the source of this 1757-nucleotide messenger RNA. Its product is annotated as OTU family cysteine protease. Gene Ontology annotation, molecular function: cysteine-type deubiquitinase activity. The record is from RefSeq and is a predicted model, not a curated record. The transcript has 2 exons. NCBI's taxonomy places the organism in Eukaryota, Fungi, Ascomycota, Schizosaccharomycetes, Schizosaccharomycetales, Schizosaccharomycetaceae. Gene Ontology annotation, biological process: protein deubiquitination. Bases 142 to 1041 code for a protein of 299 amino acids.